Colletotrichum karsti is the source of this 828-nucleotide messenger RNA. RefSeq names its product hemerythrin hhe cation binding domain-containing protein. The record is from RefSeq and is a predicted model, not a curated record. Bases 1 to 828 code for a protein of 275 amino acids. NCBI's taxonomy places the organism in Eukaryota, Fungi, Ascomycota, Sordariomycetes, Glomerellales, Glomerellaceae. The transcript has 3 exons.
AUGAUGACCACCACACCGCAAACAACGAAGCCGUGGGCGGACGGCCCCAUGAAGCUUAUUCCUACGCCGCAAUAUGUGACCAAGAAGACCGAUCUUUUCACGACCGGCGCGACGCAUAUGUGCCUGCUGCACAACUCGAUCCUGCGUGGUUACAACUCCAUCUACCACCAGGCUCCCCUCGUCCAGGAGGCCGACAAGGCGGACUUUGUAGGAUACUCCCAGGCCUGGUUCAAGUUUGUCAAGUCGCACCACGACGAUGAAGAAGAGUCGCUCUUCACCAAGGUUGAGGACCUCUUGAACGACAAGAAUGUCUUCGCUGAGACGCACAAGGAGCACGAGUCUUUCCUCGGAGGUCUUGCCGAAUUCAACACUUACCUCUCUUCCCUCUCCUCGCCCUCCGACUUCUCCGGCGCCAAGCUUCUCGAGAUCAUGAAUGGCUUCCAGGAGCCGUUCGAGAGCCACUUCCACAGCGAAAUCAGCACCAUCGCUGGCCUGGCCCAACACCCGAAUGCACCCAAGGAAGGAACACCGGAGGCGGCGAACGCAACGUUGACGUUCAAGACGUGGGGCAAGAGCACCGUGACCAAGGCCGGCACGGCGGACGUGGUCCCAUUUUUCCUGCUCAACCUGGAUCGGACGGUCGAAGACGGACUCUGGGCGAAUUGGCCGCCCAUGCCGGCACCGAUCAAGUGGGGAUUGAUCAACAUCGCCGGCGCAUGGCACUGGGGUUGGUGGAAGUUUGCCAGCUGCGACGCCGCGGGACAGCCGAGGGAGUUGUACGCGCUGCAGAACGCGCCGACGGAGGACAAGACCAAGGCCGAGCUGUGA